Knipowitschia caucasica is the source of this 912-nucleotide messenger RNA. The record is from the annotation of a GenBank genome assembly. NCBI's taxonomy places the organism in Eukaryota, Metazoa, Chordata, Actinopteri, Gobiiformes, Gobiidae.
AUGCUCAUGCUCAUUGGAGACGACCGGGACUCGACCGGGACCUCUUCCCCAGGAGAGGACCGGGACCUCUUCCCCAGGAGAGGACCGGGACCUCUGCCCCAGGAGAGGACCGGGACAUCUGCCCCAGGAGAGGACCGGGACAUCUGCCCCAGGAGAGGACCGGGACCUCUGCCUCCACACAUAUUCAUGGAACUCUCUGUGUCACAUUACUCUGCUGUGGUCUCUCCUCAUCCUCUCUCCUCCCCCUCUCUCCUAUGUCCUCCCCUUCUCUUCUAUCUCCUCCCCCUGUCUCCUUCUCUCCUCCCCCGCUCUCCUAUCUCCUCCCCUUCUCUUCUAUCUCCUCCCCCUGUCUCCUUCUCUCCUCCCCCUCUCUCCUCUCUCCUCCCCUUCUCUCCUAUCUCCUCCCCCUUGCUCUCCCUGCACUCCUAUCUCUUCCUCUCCUCUCCCUCUCUCCUAUCUCUUCCUCUCCUCUCGCAUCCCCCUGUCUCUUCCUCCUCUCUCCUCCCCCUCCCCCCUGUCCUCCUCCUCUACACCUCCUUCUCUCCUCCUCCUCUCGCUUCCCUCUCCCUCUCUCCUCCUCUCUUCUCCCUCUCUAUUAUCCCCUCAUUUUUCCUCCUCCUCUCUCUUCCCUCUCUCCUCCUCCCUCUCUCCUCUCCUUCCCCUCUCUCUCUCCUCCCCGUGUCUCCUCUCUCUCCUCUCUCCUCCCCCUCUCUCUCCUCUCCUACACCCUCUCCCUCUCCUCCGCGUCACUCGUCUCCCUCCUCCCCUCUCUCCUCUCCUUCCCCCCUCUCUCUCUCCUCCCCGUGUCUCCUCUCUCUCCUCUCCCUUCCUCUCUCCUCUCCCUCUUUCCUCACUCUCUCCUCUCCCUCUCUCUUCCCCCUCUCUCCUCCCCCUUUCUGCUCCCCCCUGUAA